This is a messenger RNA of Lycium barbarum (goji berry), 4418 nucleotides long. Its product is annotated as putative pentatricopeptide repeat-containing protein At1g16830. Bases 146 to 2125 code for a protein of 659 amino acids. The record is from RefSeq and is a predicted model, not a curated record. Lineage: Eukaryota; Viridiplantae; Streptophyta; Magnoliopsida; Solanales; Solanaceae. The transcript is spliced from 4 exons. Gene Ontology annotation, molecular function: protein binding.
UUGAGUCGGGUAAUCGUCUUCUAGGGUUUUACCAGCACAUGACCAACUUCCAAGAAGCUCCAUACUCAUCAAUGUAGACUAAAAGGGUCAGCCUUAAUCUCUCUCUUAUGCUUCGUUUUAUGUUUCUUGGUAUUAUAUACUGGAAAUGUUAUGGAUAUGGUUCUCCAUUCAAAGAAUUGCUUCAUACAGAAUCCUAAAAAUGAAAUCUUUAGCUUCAUUUCGAAGUCUAUCCUCACAAGUUCAAUAUUUUGCUGAUGACCCACAAGUUUCUUUUUCCUCUAGACAUUACCAUAAGUUUCCUGAAAAUUCAAGAAUCAUCCUUACUCCUACAAUUGUACAUAAAACUAUAUCAAAUUGUUGUUCUGAUGUUCUUGCUUUUUCAUUUUUCUUGUGGUGUGCAAAGCAACCCAAUUACUUUCAUGAUAGGGUCACAUUGACCCACAUGGUUAGUAUUGUGUCUAGGUUGACCCAAAGGUUUAGAACAGUGAAAGGGAUUGUUAAAGAAUUGGAGGAGGUUGGUUGUGUAAUAAAGCCACAAACUUUGUUGUUUUUGCUGAGAAUUUAUUGGUUUGGUGGAAUGUCUGAUAGGGUAUUCGAGGCAUUUGAGGAAAUACUUAGAUAUGGUUAUACUCCUAAUACUUUUUCUAGGAACAUUGUAAUGGAUGUAUUGUUUAAAAUUGAGCGUGUCGAAGUGGCACUUAGAGUUCUGAAAGAAAACCAGGUUCCAAAUUUUUUGUCAUAUAGCAUUGCUGUUUGUAACUUGUGUAAACUCAAUGAUUUGGUUAAUCUUCAGGAUGUACUUACGAUUAUGUUGAGAAAAAGGUAUUAUCCUAAUGAGGAGACAUUUUUUGUGAUUUUGAAUUGUUAUUGUAAAGUAGGUUGUAUAGCAGAGGCAAAACAGAUAUUGGGUGUGAUGAUAGUUUUGGGUGUUCCUAUAUGCGAGAGAGUUUGGAGUAUAUUAAUAAAUGUUCACUGUAAAGCUGGGAACAUGGAUGCUGCGAGUCAUUUGCUUAAGAAGAUGGUAGAGAGUGGGUAUUCACCAAAUGUUGUAACUUGCACAUCGUUGAUCAAGGGAUUUCUUGAGUCCCGGAUGCCAAGCGAGGCACUUGGGAUCUUGGAUACCAUGGAAUCAAAAGGAUGCUUCCCUGAUUUGGUUCUUUGUAACGUGUUAAUAGACUGCCUCUCUAAAAUGGGGAGGUAUGAAGAUGCAAUUAAUGCUUUCUUCCUUUUGCGGGAGCAAAGACUAAUACCCGAUUCUUAUACUCUUUGUUCUUUGAUUACAACUGUUUGUCUCUCUAAGCAAUUCGUCGAACUACCUCUGCUCAUAACUGGCUUCAAGAUCCAACCUGAUUUAGUUGCUUGUAACUCUUUCCUUAGCUAUUUCUGCAAAGCUGGUUAUCCUGCUGGUGCUAUUGAAUUUUACAAUGACAUGAUAGAUAGAGGUUUCGUAGCAGAUAAGUAUACCUUUGCCGGAUUAUUGACUGGAUUAUGCAGGUCAGGUAGGAUAGCAGAGGCAGUUAAGGUGUACCGUGGACUUGUUAGAAGUCACGUUGGGCUUGAUUCUCAUAUAAUUACUGUGAUGAUAAAUGGGCUGAUAAAAUCUGGUAAAUUUCACAAAGCUAUUAGCUUAAUCAAGAAAGCCGCUUCAGAGAAGUCCCAACUAGAUGAUGUUUCUUACAGUAUUGCCAUUAGUGGACUUCUUACUGGUGGUGAAGUUGGAGAAGCUUAUGCCUUGUUUCGCCAAAUGAAGGAGGUUGGUCUAUCCCCAAGUAAACAGACCUAUAAUCUGAUUCUCUCAGGUUUCUGUAAAAGAAGUGAUGUUAGCAUGGUUAAAGAGAUCCUACUUGAAAUGGUUGAUGCUAGUGUUGAAGUUGACCCUCUUAGUCUGAGGUUUAUGAAAAAUCUCCUGUAUAGAUCCAGCCAUUCUGCUUCACUCUUUACUCUAUUGACUGAUGUUUCAACUUCCGAAAUCCUUCCAAGGGAAGCAUAUGCGGAAUUUAUGAAUGAGCUAGUUGAAGUCCAUCAGGUAAACAUCAGAAAUGUGCACAUGGACAGGUUUAAUAAUGUUGAUUUUGGCACAUCCAGCUCAGAUGAAAUCCAGGAGGUGGCUGUUUCAGUCAGUUGAGAUGAUUUGACUUGACAGCUUAUUCUGUCUAUAGCAAAGUGCUGUACUUGAGUUCAUCAAGAAUCUGAUCUUACUCUCUCUCGGAAAACCUAAGAUGAUCAUAUGAUCUAAGAAUGAAUUGAUUCCCUAAAGGUACCAUCCGAAACUCCAUCUAAAUGAUAAAACAUUUUCAAAUUGGCUGCUCUUCUAUCAGGUUACUGGUUUUGGCCAUUUGUUCUGUAAAAGUAAACAAUUGCAAUUCUUACAAAAAUAAGAUUAUCUCAAGUUUUGGGGAUUGCUCUUCUACUUUUUGUAAGAUGAGUAUCCUAUGCUUGUUGAUCUGAGAUAAAAUAGGUUGCUGAACUCCUUUGAGCUGGCUAUCUCCCUUAAUGUGCAUACAUAAGAUUUACUUUGGUUGUCAUAGAGAUCCAUAAAUAAAGAAGGCUUUAAAGCAGUGGUGUACAAAGGAUUCUUCAUAAGUGCUGUCGAUAUCUUUUCCGAUGGAGAGGUCCCUUGGGCUAAGGUGCAUCCGCCCUUGCUUUAAAUGGAACUUACAAGCCAAGAUCAAGAACUUUUUGUCAAUAGAGACUCUUGGAAUUUUGAAUUCACGACACUAAACUAGCAGCCUGUUUGGAUUGGCUUGUUUUAGGUGCUUUUAAGCCAAAAUAGCUUUUAAGCACUUUUGUAAUGUUUGGUAAAAUAAAAAAAAUGCUUUUGAGCACUUGUUUUUAAGCUAAAAUAACAAAAAUAAGCCAAAAGCCAUAAGUUAGAAUUCCUAACUUAUGGCUUUUGGCUUAUAGGUCAAAAGCCAUAAGCCCAUCCAAGCGGGCUCUAGGUUGUCUCACUGAUGUUGUUGAUUGUCUUGCCGAUAGAUUACCUAUGAGAAAGUUCUUUACUCAUAGGUGUUGAUAGCAGGAUGACAUCAUUUAGCUUAGAAGUUUGUCAAGACUUUGGAGUAGGUGUUUUUCGCUCUUUGGGCUGUAUACGACACUGAAAAAGGUCAAUACAUGGAAAUUUGAAACUCCAUUGACCAAAUAAACCUCUUUUUAGAAAAUCUUUCUUGCUAUGCGUUGGUGUUAAAAGGUUAAUUUCUGGUGAUUGAGUCAUGUAUUUUCUGAUAUCAUGAAGUAAUUCUCCAAUUUAGGAGUCUCCAUCUGACUGUCUGUUAAGUGAUUUCAACUCUAAGAUUUACCGUUGACAUGAGUUGCACUGAUAGAUAUCUGGUGAAAGCACUGGUGAUGUAAAUAUCCUUACUUUUUUUUUUCUUCUGCAAGCUGGAUUUAGAUCACCAGGCUGAUGCUUCUUUUGUCUUCCUGGUUAAUGCAUGAAAUAAUAGACUAUAUUUUGGAGCUAUAGAUGCUCUCUGGCUCUAGCAUAGGAAUGCCAUCUUUCCUUUAAUGUGUGUAGGAGGAGGAUAUCGAGCCACCGAAGAGUUGCCUGAACUGAUAAUACCGCAAAAGGAUUCACGAAAUGUGGUUGGUACGCUAAAUGCUGAGUGAUGCUAUAAUCCCUUGCUUGUGUUAUUUGUCAAAAAUGGUGUUGAAAAAGAUUUCAUGAACCCUGGGCUCGGCGGAUUGUUCUUGUUGCUCCUACAGCUGGAGAUUAUGAGCAAGAUGGAGCAAUACACUCUGGAAGAUGAUGUUUGUUGCUCCCCAUGAAAGCUGGGAAGUAUGUGGAGGUACUGGCUUAUCCAACCGUAAGUGUACCAGAUAUAUAACACAUCGUAUCUUGUUACGCCAAUCUCCCUAGUAUAAUCCUCACGUGAUUAAUCAUCAUUUGAACUCUGUGGAAAAUUCUGUGAAUUAAGCAUGUAAGAGCUUGAACACGUCGGGAAUAGUGAUAUUGUAUGGCCGUGGCAGAUGUUAUGGUAAAACAGAGUGCAAUGCUUCAGUUGUACUGCUACACAAAGCUAUUUCGUCCCAGUAUAACCUGCAGAGAAGACGUUUACACCUAUGCAACCGAUGCUAUCUGUGUGAAAAAGGAAUUGAGGAUGUAAAUCAUCGUCUUCUUCAUUGUCCAGUGUCAUUACAAUUGUGGAAUAUGCUUUCGUGUCGUUGGUGGUCCGUUUGGAGAUAAAGGAAUCAAAGGUGCUUUGAAGGUGAAUGGGAGCCAGUUGCUAGAAUCAAGUAUAAUGUAUUUUGUCCUUAGCAUCUUGGUGUAAGAUGGAAGAUAUCUUUUGUUAGACAUGAUGCUAGAGUUUAUCAAUUUCCAGCAGUGCUAAUUAAACUUUGGUUAUGUAAUAGCUAUAAUGUAACUUCUACAGAACUUUUGUGCAGUCCACAGUGAAAUAAAAUUAAACUAACUUAUCAAUAAA